Onychomys torridus (southern grasshopper mouse) is the source of this 1229-nucleotide messenger RNA. It is a transcript of the gene Pdc, whose product is annotated as phosducin. Bases 103 to 840 code for a protein of 245 amino acids. The record is from RefSeq and is a predicted model, not a curated record. Lineage: Eukaryota; Metazoa; Chordata; Mammalia; Rodentia; Cricetidae. Gene Ontology annotation, biological process: regulation of G protein-coupled receptor signaling pathway. The transcript is spliced from 4 exons.
GUUCAGUGGACAGCGAUUCUCACCCACUGGACAUACUCUAGGACACCAGGCACAGAGAUCCAAACUGUGAGUCUAGAAAUUAUACCAGAUCCACCCCACACCAUGGAAGAAGCCGCAAGCCAAAGCCUAGAGGAAGACUUUGAAGGACAGGCCACACACACAGGACCCAAAGGAGUAAUAAAUGAUUGGAGAAAGUUUAAAUUAGAAAGUGAAGAUGGUGAUUCAAUCCCACCCAGUAAGAAGGAGAUCCUCAGACAAAUGUCUUCUCAGAGCAGAGAUGACAAAGACUCAAAAGACAGAGUCAGCAGAAAGAUGAGCAUUCAAGAAUAUGAACUAAUUCAUCAAGACAAAGAAGAUGAAAAUUGCCUUCGCAAAUACCGUAGACAGUGCAUGCAGGAUAUGCACCAGAAGCUGAGUUUCGGGCCUAGAUAUGGGUUUGUGUAUGAGCUGGAAACAGGGGAGCAGUUCCUGGAAACCAUUGAAAAGGAGCAGAAGGUCACCACCAUUGUGGUUAACAUUUACGAAGAUGGUGUGAAGGGCUGUGAUGCACUCAACAGCAGUUUAGCAUGCCUUGCAACAGAGUACCCAAUGGUCAAGUUCUGUAAAAUCAAAGCUUCUAAUACUGGUGCUGGGGACCGCUUUUCCUCAGAUGUUCUCCCCACCCUGCUUGUAUACAAAGGUGGGGAACUCAUAAGCAAUUUUAUUAGUGUUGCUGAACAGUUCGCUGAAGAUUUUUUUGCUGGAGAUGUGGAGUCUUUCCUAAAUGAAUAUGGAUUACUACCAGAAAGAGAGAUACAUGACCUAGAGCAGACCAACAUGGAAGAUGAAGAUGUUGAAUAAGCAUUCACUAUGUCAGUAUCUCAUACCUAUUCUUUACACAGUGAACUUGAUUUUGGGUAGUAUCUAUAUUCCUUUAGCAAACACUAAUUGUGUUUAUUCAAAUUUGGGGAAUAAAAGACACUAAAAUUAUGUUGAUAGAAUUUUUUAGUAUUAGUUAUUCAAAUUGAGAUAAUGUUUUACUACAAAAAUAUUGUAGUUCCUAACAGAUAAUUAGUAAACAGAGGAGGUGAAUAAUGUCAAUGUUAUGUCACUUUAAAGAUCCCUCACAGGUUAUUUGCUAGCUUUUUUACUUCUCACUUUUCCCUUGGCAUUUUUAUUUGGGAUUUUGAAACUGAGCGCUACUCAUGAACUGACUUGUAUGAUGAGAAUAAAAUCCUAUGAAGAAACAA